AUGGUAAAAUUAUUAAAAUGUUCAGGAAUUGUGCAAGUUAAUGCAAAAGCAACCAGAUAUUUGGACAGUCUUGAUGUAUGGCAUAUAGAAGUUGCUGGUCCUUUUGAUAAUACUACCAAUGAUCAUAUUAUUAAUGAUACAAGAAAAUCUCUCUGUACAGAUCUCUUGAACCUGAUAAUAAUACUGCGAAAUCACCUAGAUUGUGAUGUGAACACUACAAUAAAAAUAAAGAUGUUUUGUAUUCAAACAAUCAAAACCAGGUUAACUCUUUAUGCAUUAAAUAUGCUCUCUAAUGGUUAUUUUUUUUCAUCUGAGCUCAUCUCUGUUGAUAUUUCAUUCAGCUUCAAUGGUAAAAGCCAGUAUAAAUCUAUACUUAGAAUGAUGGCAAUAUUUCAUGAUGAGAUUGCAAAACAGGUGAUGCUAAUGGAUGAGAUCAAUAAAUGUGUACUUCGAUCAAACAGAACUACUGUUUGUGCUACUCAAUAUCUUCAAUCGAGUUUCGGCAUAGUAUCACUGGAUUAUGAAAUUAUGA
Molecule: messenger RNA, 532 nt
Organism: Racocetra persica
Lineage: Eukaryota; Fungi; Glomeromycota; Glomeromycetes; Diversisporales; Gigasporaceae
Source: the annotation of a GenBank genome assembly